Molecule: messenger RNA, 10724 nt
Organism: Anguilla rostrata (American eel)
Lineage: Eukaryota; Metazoa; Chordata; Actinopteri; Anguilliformes; Anguillidae
Product: mucin-5AC-like
Exons: 47
Coding region: 1-10515 (3504 amino acids)
Cellular component (GO): extracellular matrix
Molecular function (GO): protein binding
Source: RefSeq, a predicted model, not a curated record
AUGUCAUCUGCCUUUUUAGGUCCAGGAACGAGCCCUGCCCAUAAUGGCCAGGUCUGCAGCACAUGGGGAAAUUUCCACUUCAAGACCUUUGAUGGGGAUUUUUUCCAGCUCCCCUCCUCCUGCAACUAUAUCUUUACGUCUCUAUGCAAGAGCAGCUUUGAGGAUUUCAACAUCCAGAUAAGGCGGCAGGUGGUGAACGGCCUACCUACCAUCACCAUGAUCACCAUGAAGCUGGACGGGAUUGUACUAGAGCUGUCCAAAGAUUCCCUUACUGUCAAUGGCGAGAUUAUAACCCUGCCAUACAGUCAGUCUGGAGUCCUCAUUGAGAAGACCCCCUCUUAUCUUAAGAUCACUGCCAAACUGGGACUUGUUGCCAUACUGGAUGAAAAUAAUUCAUUCAUGGUGGAGAUGGACAACAAAUACAAAAACCAGACCUGUGGGCUUUGUGGUGACUUUAAUGGUGUCCAGCUCCAUGGAGAGUUCUUUAAAAAUGAUGUGAAACUGACUUCUUUUGAAUAUGGAAACUUCUGGAAGAUGGAUGAUCCAACAGAACGCUGCAAUGAACAGAUAUUAAGCUAUGAUAAGAAAUGCUCAAAUCUGACAUUGGUGUGUGAGCAGCUGUUUUCCAGCCCAUUCUUCAGCAGCUGCAGGGACCUGGUGGAUGUAGAACCAUUUGUCAAGGCUUGUGUAACAGACAUGUGUCACUGCGAUAACAGUAGCAGUGCUUCCUGCUUGUGUGACACCAUUUCAGAAUAUUCCCAUCAGUGUGUGCAUGCUGGGGGAAAGCCACAACAAUGGAGAACUGUCCAGUUCUGCUCGAAGUCAUGCCCUUUCAACAUGGAAUACCAGGAGUGUGGAAUCCCCUGUGCAGACACCUGCUCUAACACAGAGAGAAGUUACCUGUGUGAAGACCAUUGCAGCAAUGGCUGCUUCUGCCCACCUGGUACUGUUCUUGAUGACAUCAAACAGAGCGGCUGCAUCCCAAUCCAUGAGUGCUCCUGCAUGCACAAUGAAAAGGCAUACGCAUCUGGAGAAUCUUACACAAGCAGCUGCAAAAUAUGUACUUGUUCUGAAGGCCAGUGGAGCUGCAAUGAUGAGGAGUGCCCAGCAACCUGUUCUAUUGAGGGAGGUUCACAUGUGACCACCUAUGACAGGAAAGCAUACACAUUCCAUGGUGACUGUACUUAUGUUCUUUCUAAGGAAUGCAAUGGAACUCUAUUCACAGUAUUGGGUGACAUUGUUAAGUGUGGACUGACAGACACUGAGACCUGUUUCAAGCAUGUCACCAUGGCUCUUUCUGAAGACUCCACUGUGAUUAACAUCCAGGCAAAUGGGAAUGUCUAUGUCAAUGGAAUCUAUUCUCAGCUGCCCACAUCUACUGGAGGGGCAAUGAUUUUCAAACCGUCAACUUUUUAUAUCAUUAUCAAGACAUCUUUUGGGCUUCAGUUGGAGGUCCAGCUCUCACCAAUCAUGCAGGUCUACAUCACUGCAAGCAUUUUAUUCCGGAAAAAAACAUGUGGCCUGUGUGGAAACUUUAAUAGCAUCCAAGCUGAUGACUUAAGAGCUAUCAGUGGGGUGGUGGAGGGAACAGCAGCAGCUUUUGCCAAUACAUGGAAAACAAGAGCCAGUUGUCCUGAUAUAAAGAGCAGUUAUGAAAACCCCUGCAGUCUGAGUGUCCGAAAUGAGAAAUAUGCCCAACACUGGUGCUCUGUGCUGUCAGAUCCACAAGGAGUUCUCUCCCCAUGCCAUGCUGAAAUAAGCCCAGACAUCUACAAAGCAAACUGCAUAUAUGACACCUGUAACUGCGAGAAGACUGAGGACUGCAUGUGUGCUGCCAUCUCCUCCUAUGUCCAUGCCUGUACAGCGAAGGGAGUUCAACUAAACGGCUGGAGAAACACAAUCUGCAGUAAAUACUCCACAAACUGUCCCAGCACAAUGGUGUACAGGUACAAUAUAAAAAACAACAAUGGCACCUGCCGUUGCUACAGUGAUCCAGACUCUAGUUGUUCAUCAACCUUUGACCCUGUUGAUGGCUGUUCCUGCGCUGAAGGAACAUUCUUGGAUGAAGACGGCAAAUGUGUUUUGCCAACAAACUGCUCCUGCUACUACAAGGGCUUGGUUGUGACCCCUGGAGAGGUUUUGACCAAAGAUGGAGCCAUGUGCACCUGCAAGCAAGGAAAACUGAGCUGCAUUGGACAUCCAUAUUAUCGUACAGACUGCAGUGCCCCAAUGGUCUUCUUUAAUUGCUCCAAUUCUGGGACUAGAGUGAAGGGGGCUGAGUGCCAGAAGAGCUGCCUGACAAUGGACAUGACUUGUAUCAGCACAGAGUGCCUUUCAGGCUGUGUUUGUCCACCUGGACUGGUAUCAGAUGGGAAAGGGGGUUGUGUCAAAGAAGAGCUUUGUCCUUGUGUCCACAAUGGAGCUUCAUACCAACCUGGAGACAGCAUAAAAGUUGACUGCAACACCUGCACUUGCAAGGAGAGAAAAUGGCAUUGUACAACACUUCAGUGCCAGGGUACUUGUGGGAUUUAUGGUGAUGGGCAUUACACCACUUUUGACGGGAAGAAGUUCACUUUUAGUGGAAGCUGUGAAUACACUCUCACUCAGGACUACUGCAGCAACAAUAUCACCAAUGGCACCUUCAGAGUCAUCACAGAGAAUGUUCCCUGUGGAACUACUGGCACCACUUGUUCCAAAGCCAUCAAACUCUACCUAGGGAAAAAUGAGCUCAUACUGACAGAAGGGAACUACCAAGUGAUCCAAAGAGGUGAAGGAGUGCAGGUGCCAUAUCACAUCCAUACCAAGGGGAUUUACCUGGUGAUUGAGGCCAAUAAUGGCUUGAUCCUAAUAUGGGACAAGAAGACCAGCAUAUUUAUCAAAUUAGGCCCUAAGUUCAAGGGGCAUGUCUGUGGUCUUUGUGGAAAUUAUGAUGGCAAUGAAAAUAAUGAUUUUACCACCAGAAGCAAAGGAGUAGUUGUUCAUGUUCUAGAAUUUGGAAACAGUUGGAAAGUCUCUCCAAGCUGCCCAAAUACUGGCAGUAAAAAGGAUCCCUGCACUUCCAAUCCGUAUAGACAGUCUUGGGCUCAAAAGCAGUGCAGUAUCAUCACCAGUAAGGUGUUCACAGCCUGCCACUCUCAGGUGGAUCCCACUCAAUACUAUGAUGCUUGUGUGAGUGACUCCUGCGCAUGUGACAGUGGGGGAGAUUGUGAGUGCUUCUGCACUGCAGUAGCAGCUUAUGCAGAGGCCUGCAAUGAAGCUGGAGCCUGUGUUGUCUGGAGAAGCCCACAAAUCUGCCCUCUGUUCUGUGAUUUCUAUAACCCUCCUGGCGAAUGUGAGUGGCAUUAUAAGCCCUGUGGAGCGCCGUGUAUGAAGACCUGCAGGAAUCCUUCAGGAACAUGCUCAAAUCUGAUCCCAGCACUUGAAGGUUGCUAUCCAAAUUGCCCUCCUGAGCAGCCUUACUUUGACGAGGAGACAAUGAAGUGUGUUGGGAGAGAACAGUGUGGUUGCUAUGAUGGAGAGGGAAAUCACUACAGCAAUGGAGAGAAAGUUGCUUCCACAGAGAAUUGCCAAACAUGUUUUUGUGAAUUAUUAGGGAUACACUGCAGCUAUGAUAUUCAAGCUUGUUUCUGCACAUUCCAAAAGAACACAUACCCUUAUGGCGCGACCAUAUACAACACGACUGAUGGCCUUGGAAGUUGUAUCAUUGCUGUUUGUGGGGAGAAUGGGAUCAUUAACAGGACAAUUGACCGCAAUUGUUCUGUUACACCAUCCCACACAACUUACACUCCGAUUACAACAACAUCAAUGCCUUUCUUUCACUUCUCAUCAGAGCCUUCUACAAAAACCAGUAAGUUCUACUACCACAUGGGAAAUCAUAUAUGCAAGAAUGUACAGUGGAAUCCCUGCAGCAUGCAGACAUGUGAAAAGUCUCCAGGAACAUCCACAAUUACAACUUAUUCAACAUCUUUCACAACAUGCACACAUUCGUGUGAAUGGUCAUCCUGGUUUGAUACUACAUUCCCUACACCUGGGACUCCUGGAGGUGACUCUGAAACAUACAACAACAUCAGAGCAGAAGGUCAUAAGAUAUGUAGUAAACCAAGCAAAAUUCAGUGCAGAGCUGAGAAAUAUCCAGAAAAAGAUAUUAAAGAUGUAGGUCAAGUUUUGCAGUGUGAUGUUGCAAAUGGACUAAUUUGUAAAAAUGAAGACCAGCCUGGUCCUAUCCCAUUGUGUUACAAUUAUCAAGUAAGAGUCUUAUGUUGUGAUGAGAACAAUUGUGCAACUAAGCCACCAGAGACAACCAUUCAAUCAACUACAUCAACUAAACACCCUCUGACUUCAUCUUCAGCUCCAGUCUGCCAUGUUUGUGAAUGGUCAGGCUGGUACAAUGUUGACUAUCCUAAAUUUGGUCCAGGGGGUGGUGACAAUGAAUCAAUCGCCAACAUAAUACAAUCUGGAUAUAAAAUAUGUGAAAAACCAGAGAAAGUGAAAUGCCAAGCAGUACAUUAUCCUGGAGUACCAUUAAAUGAAUUAGGACAGAAAGUACAAUGCAAUACGAAAGUAGGAUUAAUUUGCAAAAACAAAGACCAAGGUAUACCACCAAUAUGCAUGGACUAUGAAAUAAAAGUGGAGUGCUGUAAAAAUAUAACAUGCGACAUAACAGCCACAACCCCAAGAACAACAAAUCAAAACCCAAUGAGUACCCAAUCACAUGUGCCUACAACUACAACAUGUAUUGAUGGACAAUACUGUACAUGGUCAGACUGGAUAGAUUCCAGCCACGUUACAACAGGUGAUGGUGGUGGGGACAGUGAAUCCAUCAAAAAGAUUUUUAACUCUGGUAAAAUAAUGUGUAAUAAUCCAGUGGAAAUUGAAUGCAGAGCAAAGGAAUAUCCAAAACUUCAACUCUCAGAGUUGGGACAAGAUGUAGAAUGCAAUCGAUCCGUUGGACUCAUUUGCCUGAACAAAAACCAAGGUCUCCAGAAACAGUGCUUUGAUUAUGAGAUAAAAGUCAAAUGCUGUCAACAGUGUAACACUACAACACUUCCACACAGUUCAACCAUCCCAGGUACAACCACUUCUACAACCAUAGAACCAUCCACUGCAACAUUCUCCACAACAACCCAGCCUCCCAGGACAACCACCCCUGGUACAACAACGUCUAGAACAACAGAACCGUCCACUUCAACUUACUCCACGACUGCCCAGCCUCUCAGCACAACCACCUCUGGGACAACAAGAACCACAACUACUACAACCACGACUGCACCCACAGAAACACCCACUUCAACUCACUCAAAAUCAACUAGCGCAACCACCACUGGAACAACGAGAAUCACACCCAAUCCUACCACAACUAAAACCACUGAACCAUCCACUUCAACUAUUUCCACAACAGUUACCACAACAGUCCAACCACCUUCUACAACAUUACCUGUGCCCACAACAACAACAUGUAUUGAUGGACAACAUUGUGAAUGGUCUGCCUGGAUUGAUUCAAGCCACGCUACCAUUGGUAAUGAUGGGGGAGAUAGUGAAUCCAUUCAGAAGAUUUUUAAUUCCGGUAAAAUAAUGUGUAAUAAUCCAGUGGAAAUUGAAUGCAGAGCAAAGGAAUAUCCAAACCUUCAACUCUCAGAGUUGGGACAAGAUGUAGAAUGCAAUCGAUCUGUUGGACUCAUCUGCCUGAACAAAAACCAAGGUCUCCAGAAACAGUGCUUUGAUUAUGAGAUAAAAGUCAAAUGCUGUCAACACUGUAACACUACAACACUUCCACACAGUUCAACCAUCCCAGGUACAACUACUUCUACAACCAUAGAACUAUCCACUGCAACAUUCUCCACAACAACCCAGCCUCCCAGGACAACCACCCCUGGUACAACAACGUCUAGAACAACAGAACCGUCCACUUCAACUUACUCCACGACUGCCCAGCCUCUCAGCACAACCACCUCUGGGACAACAAGAACCACAACUACUACAACCACGACUGCACCCACAGAAACACCCACUUCAACUCACUCAAAAUCAACUAGCGCAACCACCACUGGAACAACGAGAAUCACACCCAAUCCUACCACAACUAAAACCACUGAACCAUCCACUUCAACUAUUUCCACAACAGUUACCACAACAGCCCAACCACCUUCUACAACAUCACCUGUGCCCACAACAACAACAUGUAUUGAUGGACAACAUUGUGAAUGGUCUGCCUGGAUUGAUUCAAGCCACGCUACCAUUGGUAAUGAUGGGGGAGAUAGUGAAUCCAUUCAGAAGAUUUUUAAUUCCGGUAAAAUAAUGUGUAAUAAUCCAGUGGAAAUUGAAUGCAGAGCAAAGGAAUAUCCAAAACUUCAACUCGCAGAGUUGGGACAAGAUGUGGAAUGCAAUCGAUCUGUUGGACUCAUCUGCCUGAACAAAAACCAAGGUCUCCAGAAACAGUGCUUUGAUUAUGAGAUAAAAGUCAAAUGCUGUCAACAGUGUAACACUACAACACUUCCACACAGUUCAACCAUCCCAGGUACAACUACUUCUACAACCAUAGAACCAUCCACUGCAACAUUCUCCACAACAACCCAGCCUCCCAGGACAACCACCCCUGGUACAACAACGUCUAGAACAACAGAACCGUCCACUUCAACUUACUCCACGACUGCCCAGCCUCUCAGCACAACCACCUCUGGGACAACAAGAACCACAACUACUACAACCACGACUGCACCCACAGAAACACCCACUUCAACUCACUCAAAAUCAACUAGCGCAACCACCACUGGAACAACGAGAAUCACACCCAAUCCUACCACAACUAAAACCACUGAACCAUCCACUUCAACUAUUUCCACAACAGUUACCACAACAGCCCACCCACCUUCUACAACAUCACCUGUGCCCACAACAACAACAUGUAUUGAUGGACAACAUUGUGAAUGGUCUGCCUGGAUUGAUUCAAGCCACGCUACCAUUGGUAAUGAUGGGGGAGAUAGUGAAUCCAUUCAGAAGAUUUUUAAUUCCGGUAAAAUAAUGUGUAAUAAUCCAGUGGAAAUUGAAUGCAGAGCAAAGGAAUAUCCAAAACUUCAACUCGCAGAGUUGGGACAAGAUGUGGAAUGCAAUCGAUCUGUUGGACUCAUCUGCCUGAACAAAAACCAAGGUAUCCAGAAACAGUGCUUUGAUUAUGAGAUAAAAGUCAAAUGCUGUCAACAGUGUAACACUACAACACUUCCACAUAGUUCAACCAUCCCAGGUACAACUACUUCUACAACCAUAGAACCAUCCACUGCAACAUUCUCCACAACAACCCAGCCUCCCAGGACAACCACCCCUGGUACAACAACAUCUAGAACAACAGAACCGUCCACUUCAACUUACUCCACGACUGCCCAGCCUCUCAGCACAACCACCUCUGGGACAACAAGAACCACAACUACUACAACCACGACUGCACCCACAGAAACACCCACUUCAACUCACUCAAAAUCAACUAGCGCAACCACCACUGGAACAACGAGAAUCACACCCAAUCCUACCACAACUAAAACCACUGAACCAUCCACUUCAACUAUUUCCACAACAGUUACCACAACAGCCCAACCACCUUCUACAACAUUACCUGUGCCCACAACAACAACAUGUAUUGAUGGACAACAUUGUGAAUGGUCUGCCUGGAUUGAUUCAAGCCACGCUACCAUUGGUAAUGAUGGGGGAGAUAGUGAAUCCAUUCAGAAGAUUUUUAAUUCCGGUAAAAUAAUGUGUAAUAAUCCAGUGGAAAUUGAAUGCAGAGCAAAGGAAUAUCCAAAACUUCAACUCUCAGAGUUAGGGCAAGAUGUAGAAUGCAAUCGAUCCGUUGGACUCAUUUGCCUAAACAAAAACCAAGGUCUCCAGAAACAGUGCUUUGAUUAUGAGAUAAAAGUCAAAUGCUGUCAGCCAUGCCCAUCUCCUGGAACAUCAACGAUAACCAGUUUAACAACAUCUGAUUAUAUUAUCAGGACAGGACCGACACCCACCACACCUGCCACUUCCCAUCUUGAAAAUAUGACUACUUCAUUUAGCUCUUCACUAAAUCCUUGUACGUGCCUUUACAAUGGGACAUUGUUUAUACCUGGCAAAAUUAUUUACAAUGUAACUGAUCAUGAUGGAUGGUGUUACAAGGCUUACUGCAAUGAUACUUGCAGUAUAGAAGUUGAAGGAAGCCUCUGUAUUACAACUCCAGCUACAAGUACUUUGACACCAACAACCACCCACCUACAUGGAAACUGUGACACAUUUCAUCCCCCAAAGAAGAAUGGUGAAUCUUGGCAUUAUGAUAACUGCACCAUAGCCACCUGCCACAGAGGGAUUGUAACUUCGAAGCCAGUGCAGUGUGACCCUGUGAAGUCAAUUGCAUGUGAAAAUGGCCUUCCUCCAAUUAAGGUCUACGAUGAGUCUGGAUGUUGCUUCCAAUAUGAGUGUCAAUGUGUUUGCUAUGGUUGGGGGGAUCCUCAUUAUGUAACAUUUGAUGGAAAUUACUAUGGCUUCCAAGGAAAUUGUUCUUAUGUCUUGGUCAAAGAGAUCCUGCCAAAAUAUAACUUCAGUGUUAUCAUUGACAACUACUACUGUCAUGCCCCCGAUGGUCUGUCCUGCCCCCAGUCUCUGACAGUGCAUUACGAAUCAUUCAUUAUUUUUAUCACCCAGGAGGACAUUCAUGGCGUCUUUACAAACCUGAUUUAUAUCAACCAGGAACAAAUAAUCCCACCCUUUGAAAACAAUGACUUCAGGAUCACAGACAAUGGAAUUGAGACACUACUAGUCAUUCCUGCUAUCGAUGCACGUGUGUCCUUCAGAGGCCUAAUGUUUAGUAUCUACCUGCCUUAUUCUCUGUUUCAUGGAAACACAGAGGGCCAAUGUGGAACCUGUAACAACACUCGCAAGGAUGAUUGUCGCUUGCCAAAUGGGACAAUCGAUUCCUCCUGUUCUGACAUGGCACACAAUUGGCAUGUUCCUGAAAAUAAUCAGAGUUACUGUCAGCCACCAGUACCACUGCCUCCAGCACCUGACUGUGAUCCACCUAUCUGUAAAAUCAUCACGAGCAAGGUAUUUGAAAAGUGCCACAAUGUGAUACCCUAUGAGGCAUUCAUUGAAGCUUGCAAAUUUGAUAGCUGUCACAUGCCUGACACCCAUAUUGGUUGCAAAAGUUUGCAAAUGUAUGCAGCUAUGUGUUUGAAUUCAGGAAUUUGUAUUGACUGGCGAAACUUCACAAAUGGAGAAUGCCCCUAUCAAUGUGAAGAACCUAAAGUUUAUCAGGCAUGUGGUUCGGAAGUAGAGCAAACCUGUGAUGCCAGGUGCAAUCCAAAAUUUAUGCAGCAGCAGAACAAAUUCAACCAAAUGGACAAUGUGUUUACUGAAGGAUGUUUCUGCCCCCCGGGAAUGACUCUUUUUAGUUCCCACUCAAACGUGUGUGUGCCCAGCUGUGAAAUUUGUGCAUUACCAAAUGGAAAGUGGAAAAAGGUUGGCGAGACCUGGGUGAAUGGCUGCCAGGAGUGUAUAUGUACCACCUCUCUGAAUGUCCAGUGCAAGCCAGUGGAGUGCCCAUCCCAGCUACCUGUUACCUGUGAUGAAGUAGGACAGGUAGAGGUCAAUGAAACAGAUGGCUGCUGCCAGAAGACCAGAUGCAUGUGUAAUGUUACCCUCUGUCCUGCAACUGAACACACUUGCAAGGUUGGAUAUGAGUUAAAGAUUAACAUGGGAGUGUGUUGUCCUACCUACAAGUGCCGAAGUAAGGAUGUCUGUGUCUUCAAUGACACAGAGUAUAAGCCACAGGACAGAGUCCCCAAAGACAAGUGUAAACAAUGCUACUGUAGCCCUGAUGUGGACUCAGAAACUCAUCUGCAUAUCAUUAAGUGUUCACCAACAGUCUGUGAAACUCACUGUCAGCUGGGCUUUCAGUACCAAACCAUGCCUGGGCAGUGUUGUGGAAAUUGUGUGCAAACCAGCUGCGUUAUUAUGCUGCCUGACAAAUCCACAUAUGCCAUAAAGCCCAAUGAAACCUUCAAUGAACCUCUUAAUAAGUGUGUUAAGUAUGCGUGUGUGAAGACUGGGGAUCUGUAUAUAACCACUGAGGCCAAGACCAUCUGCCCUGACUACCAUUCAGAGGACUGCAUUCCUGGAACUGAAGUUAUUGCUCCUGGUGGCUGCUGUCAUGUCUGUGUUCCAAAAUAUAAGCUAUGUACGGUGACAAAGACAUCUUCCUAUAUACAAAGUGAUGACUGCCAAUCCAUAAAGCCAGUAGAAAUGACAACCUGUGGGGGCUCCUGUGCAACCUACUCCAUGUACUCCAGCCAAGCAAAAGGUCUGCAGCGACAGUGUUCUUGCUGUCAGGAAACAGACACAAAUAUGAAGGAGGUUGAGAUGAUCUGCCCUAAUGGGACAUAUUUUAGACACUCCUAUAUUAAUAUUGAGAAAUGUGGCUGCCUCCAAACGGAGUGCACAAUCAAAGAAGCCAUCCCAGCUCCAGCAGUGGCAAAGUUACACCAAGGCCCACAGUGAGCAUGUGGUAGUCAUAUGACCUCAUCUCUGUUUAAGUCUUCUGCCUAUUUGUAGUUUUCAUUCACAAUCUGAUUAACCACAUUUACAGCAGCCCAUCUGCUAAGAUUUUAACCUGAAAUUAAAAUGAUCAUUCUUAUUACUUACACCUGCCAUUUUUCUCUACACACAAAAUGUCAAAUUAUUAAUAAAAGGUAGCAGUGUGCACCAUC